AUGAAGACCGUAAUGGUGACUGGUUCCAAUGUUGGUUUGGGCAAGGAGUGCGCCAGACAACUUGCUUCAGAAGUCGAGGGAGUGGAGAAAAUCAUUCUUGCCUGUCGCAAUCCAGCCAAGGCAGAGGCUGCAAAGGAAGAUCUCGAAAGGAUCACCAGCAAGCAAAUCUUUCAAGUUCUGGUAAUGGAUGUUUGUGACCUUGAUUCUGUCCGAAACGCUGUUGCAUCUUUGGAGGAUUCGUCCAUUGAUGGUCUCGUGUUGAAUGCUGGGGGAAUGCUGGGAUUGGACUUGACAGCGGAUGGAGUCACCAUCAGUUUUGCUGGAAACGUUCUCGGUCACGUGGUGCUGACGCAAGAACUCUUUCAAGCUGGAAAGCUGAAAAGUGGUAGUACGGUGGUGUACUCCUCCAGCGAGGCCGUCCGAGACAUUCCCGAAUUGUCAGCCAAACGAGUCCAACUCGACGAACAUUCCGUGGAAGAAUUCAAGAGGGUUGCUGAUGGCAGAUUUAUCGCCUCUCGAAAAUCCAUGGCACCUGCACGUGGGGAGACCUAUGGGGUCGUCAAGUAUAUGGGAACCCUUUGGACGUCCUACAUGGCUCGACAGCACCACAACAUUAGGUUUGUCUCUAUCAGUCCUGGGGCAAGCAGCGGGACCAAGUUCUUUGAUGACAUGCCCAUGGCGGGAAAGCUAGUAGUCAAGGGUGUGUUCAAGGUCUUUGCCAUGUUUGGACGAGCGCAUGGAGUCGAAGAGGGUGCCAAGAGGUACAUUGAUGCAUUGAUGGACGACGAAACCUUCCCAACGGGUGGAUUUUAUGCUAGCAAAAAGGGUUCGAGUGGUCCUGUAGCCGACCAAGCCCAAGCAAUCCCUAGUUUUGCAGAGUACAAGGAUACUACGAUACAAGACAAAGCGGCUCAGGCAAUUCAUGAAAUUAUAAAUCAAAAGGAUUUUGUAAAUACCACAAAAACCAACACGGAAGAGAGUACAGCAGCGUGA
Molecule: messenger RNA, 993 nt
Organism: Cylindrotheca closterium
Lineage: Eukaryota; Bacillariophyta; Bacillariophyceae; Bacillariales; Bacillariaceae
Source: the annotation of a GenBank genome assembly